AUGCGUAGCGUUCUAUUUCACAAUAAUUUCGUUGAUCUCAAAUCGAAAUGUGUUCAAUAUUCCAGUAUUUUACAUAAAACAGAUUUCGAAAAAUUCGCCAACGAAGAGCACAUCAAGAAAUGCGUUCAAAAGCUGAGUUCUCUGAAGCUCGUAGCAGAUGGUAAGAAAAUGGAAAGUAGAGCAUCGGUGUUAAUUCCGCUAUGUCACUCGAACAAUGACCUUUGUUUGCUAUACACCUUAAGAACACAUCUACUUCGACGACAUCCAGGUAAAAUAUCAUUUCCUGGAGGUAUGUGUGAUGAAAACGAAACUCCGGAAGAUACAGCAAGACGAGAAACAGAAGAAGAAGUAGGCUUUGCUGGACAUAAGAUGAAAAUUUAUGGCUGUGGGGCACCUAUCCUUAGGGCAGGUGUUUCGAUUACACCGACUGUAGGAUAUCUUGGGCAUGUGGGAACAAAUGAUUUUAAAAUUAAUAAAGAAGAGGUGCAGUUUGCUUUUACUGUACCCUUAGCAAUGCUCUGUGAUCCAGUAUGUUGUAGAUAUACGCAAUUUAGAAAUAGUUACACGUUACCUGUGUAUGUUGUAGAUAGAUUCAAGAUAUGGGGGGUUACUGGCUUCUUGACUCAUUUAUUUUUAAAAUGUUUAGUAGACGAUUUAUAUAAACUGAAACUGGUGCAAAGCACCGAAGUUUUAAAAGAUACAUGAAUUGGAAUUCUGUUAAUUUUUAUUUUGUUUUGCCUUUUAUAUGUUACCUUGUACCUUGCAAUAAUUUAUUGUACGUAUUUUAUCUUUGAUGUGUGUUUUUUGUCGUGAUUUUUAUACGAAACAUUAAACGGUUUUGAUAAGA
Molecule: messenger RNA, 847 nt
Organism: Planococcus citri (citrus mealybug)
Lineage: Eukaryota; Metazoa; Arthropoda; Insecta; Hemiptera; Pseudococcidae
Product: mitochondrial coenzyme A diphosphatase NUDT8
Exons: 1
Coding region: 1-705 (234 amino acids)
Molecular function (GO): coenzyme A diphosphatase activity
Source: RefSeq, a predicted model, not a curated record